GGCAUCAGCAGCGAUCAAAUGACGGCCGUGGACGUUCGCCGGGCGACGCCGGCCGAUGUGGUCGAGCUGGCGCCGAUAUUCGACGCCUACCGCGUCUUUUAUGACCAGCCAAGUGACGUGGCACGUGCAGAGGCUUUUCUCAUCGAGCGAUUGACGACCAACGACACUGUGCUCUUCGUGGCCUCGCUCGGUGGGCGUAUCGUGGGCUUUGUCCACCUCUUUCCGAGCUUCUCGUCCGUCACGACGCAGCGGCUCUGGAUCCUCAACGAUCUCUUCGUCGACGUGAGUGCGCGCCGAGCAGGCGUCGGUCGGCGCUUGAUGACGACUGCGACAGCGCACGCCCACGCCACUGGCGCGAAAGGGCUCAUGCUCGAGACAGGUCACGACAACCUUGCCGGGCAAGCGCUCUACGAGUCAUUGGGCUACAAGCGAUCCUCCGAGCUCUAUUACUUUUUAGCGAUUCCCAGCAAAGCUGACGAAAAUUAGACAAGUUGUGUGCCCCGAGCGGCUCCAAUGUGCAAAACCGCAGCUCUAGCCAAAUUCACACAAAAUUUUGUUUCCUGGAGAGAUCAAGCCUAAUUACCUCAUUUUUGGCAAAAUAUAUUUAGCC
Molecule: messenger RNA, 610 nt
Organism: Saprolegnia parasitica CBS 223.65
Lineage: Eukaryota; Oomycota; Saprolegniomycetes; Saprolegniales; Saprolegniaceae
Exons: 1
Coding region: 19-486 (155 amino acids)
Molecular function (GO): acyltransferase activity, transferring groups other than amino-acyl groups
Source: RefSeq, a predicted model, not a curated record